AAUCCAGUGCAACCUCAAAUUCAGGACUUAAAUAUAUCACCAAAAGUUCAAACAAACCAGCGGGUACAGAUAAUCGGAACUUCUCUCAGCAACGGGCAUAUAGAUUGAACAUUCGGCCAUUGAUCAUGAACGGAACACGCAAAGAGGAGGAAAAUGACUCAGGCCAUUAUGUGGAUAUUCAAAAUGAAUACACAGAUCUGUCAAAAGAAGCGGGUGACAACAACUCAUAUGCUGAACUGAAAGGAAUGCCUUCAGCAACAUCAAGGAAUUGGGAAAAGAGAGAGGUAACUGGAAAACAGAUAAAUGAAAAUAACAAAUGUCUAAAAAGACUGUUCCUGGUACUUGUCUUCAGCAUAUUCAUCAGUGCCACUUGCACAAUAAUAACCUUAUCCUACCUUCAACUGAGUCAAAUUAGCGAUAAGUUGAGGAAUAAUAAACAAAAGUAGGACAGUUGUGAAAAUUAUAUAUCAAAUUCGCAGGACAUUUUCGAUGCAUAGGGAUUUGAUAUUUUUAUUUUUAAGAAUUUUCUAACAUACAUAGAUACAACUCCUAUUACUAAUGCAAAUUCUCACAUUGCUAUAAUAAUUAAUAAUAACGAUAACAGAAAUAACAUAUUUCAGGGAGCAGAGGCCACAGUUUUCUUAUCAGCUUUAUCCAAAGUCAUCCCAUAGCAUCUAAAGAAAAUAGAACAAUACUUGUGUCAUCCGAAAGCGAUUUUAAUAUAACUGUUGAACUUGCGGAUGGUCAAAGUUCGGAUUUAAUAUCCACAUCUACUAGACAAAGUGGAAACGUAAACUUGAAGAAAAUAAAUGUUCACUAUUCCAUUGUUCCGGAAUAUUUUACCAUUGAAUCUGAAGCUCUUCUCGUUCAAACCUCAAUGUUUACUUCUGUAUCAAGUAUGUUAAGUUUGGAGAGAACUUCAGAGGUACCAAUGUUUUUCCUGUCAACAAGCUUUCAACAUAUUACAUUUUGUCCACAGCAACACCAGCUAGAUCUCAUUUUGACACCGGAAGCCAUUUUACAAUUGCGUCAACAAUGGAUAAUACACUCAUAAGUAUACGUUUUGCAAUAGAUCGGAAAACUGUUAUAGCGUUACAAGGAAAGAAUUACGGUGAUGGUGACACAUUUACUAUUAUUCUUAGCAAGUAUCAAACAUUUAAAAUCGGACAUCUAGCUGAUUUGUCGGGAACAGUGAUCAAUGCAGCAUUGCUUCAAAUCCGAUAGCUGUUUUUGCUGGAAACAAAUGUAAUAUGAUCAGAGACUAUGGAAGAUGCAAUAUGCUUACGGACAUGGUUCCGCCAGUGGAUGAAUUUGAUAACAUUUUUAUUGUGCCUCGGAAUAUUUAUCGUUAACUAACACAAAUUCGAGUGCUAGCUUCUUUUCAUACUUCGGUUACAUACACAGUUAAAGGAAACAAAACAUCAAGAGUUCUUUACCAAAAUGAGUAUA
Molecule: messenger RNA, 1449 nt
Organism: Saccostrea cuccullata (small rock oyster)
Lineage: Eukaryota; Metazoa; Mollusca; Bivalvia; Ostreida; Ostreidae
Exons: 5
Coding region: 126-446 (106 amino acids)
Source: RefSeq, a predicted model, not a curated record